CGCACCGAGGGUUAAUAACAAAACUAUCCCCUCCUCACCUUACACUGGCAGGAGGCCAAGCUAGAGUGGGUGGUGCUGGGGGAGCCCCUGCCCCGGGCGGGCAGAGCUUCUCAGUCAUGUCCCUGAGGGGGGGAUCACUGCCUGGUGCUGUCCCUGAGUGAGGGCGGCCCAGGGGCAGCUGUGACAGGAAGUGCUCAUGGCCCAGCCGUUCCCAUGGAGACUCGCUGCCCAGCAACCGCACUGGCUACUGCUGAUGUCAGGCGGCCAACUCCUUUUCCCACCUCCGCCCUUUGCCCGACGUCGCCAUGACGGGCACUUGUACCCGGGAGUGCAGCGAGUUUGGUCACUCUGACACAUGCUGGAUGCCUGGCCAGUCGUCUCCCAGCCGCCGGACCAAGAGCAGCGCCCUCAAACUCUCCACCUUCGUGCCUUACCAGGACCGAGGAGGGCAGGAGCCUGCGGGCGCCGGCAGCCCCAGCCCCCCGGAAGACCGGAACACCAAAACGGCCCCCGUGCGCCUCCUGCCCUCCUACAGUGCCUUCUCCCACAGUAGCCAUGACUCCUGCAAGGACUCGGCCACCUUGGAGGAAAUUCCCCUGACCCAGACCUCGGACUUUCCACCCACAGCCACACCGGCAUCUGCCCAGACCGCCGCCAAGCGUGAGAUCUACCUGUGAGCCCCCUUCUGGCCGGCGGCCGCCCUUCCCCCAGUCGCCGGCCAGCUCCCAACUGGGUUUAUCCCAGGGCCCCAGUCGAUCCCUCCAGCGUGGACUCUGUGGCCAGGGUCCGAUUCGUGGAGUACUGGCUUCAAGACCACGUUGGCCCUUGCCCGAUGCAGGGUCCAGGUCCUUUCCCCCGUUCCUACCCCUUAGCUCCAAGGAGCCCCUGUACCCCCUCUAUGGGGCUCCACCCAGCGGAUGCCCACGAGGGUUCCUCUGCCAUGACUGGGCUCCCUUCCAUCUUCUUCCAGGGAGCACCCCCUUGCUUUGGGCACAUGGUGGCGUCAAGGGUGGGCAGCAUACUUUAACUCAUUGUUUCCUUCAUGGCUGACCAGGGCAGUGUAGCCUUGCAGCUGGGUGACCUGGGGGACUAACUCCCUGGGAACGCUCAGAGGAAACUCUCCACCACCGGGGGCUCUCCGAAGGGCUGUCGUUACCAAAGGUGGGGUGGGGAUUGGGGUGAGAAUGCUGCGAAGGCCCCUCCCAGUACUGCCCCUGGGCUGACCCACCUGCUCACAGGCUCGAUCCCAUCUGGGCACCCCCUUCCCUGCUGGUCUUGCGGUGUCUGUAUAUAAGGACCUUGGAAUGAUGUCCCCAUUUCUGCUUGAUUUGCAACUUUUCUCGUUGAUGUUGUGUUGUCUUGGGGGGCCCCUUGGGGGGAACCUGCCCCGUGCCCCUCCUCCCUGCCGCAGUGCCCCCCAGGCCUCUAUUGUUCCAUGUUGUAAAUACCCCUGGGGCCGUGAUGGGAUGGGGGUGCAGGCCAGGGAAACAAAGGGUGGGGGGUGGGGACAGGGGUAACAUUUGCCUAUCAGCAGAGCUGGGCUUUUAUUUAAUUUUUUUUUAAAAUACAAAUCUCUAUUUUUUUGGAACUGUUGCGCUGUGCCCUGGGGGGUGGGGACCCCCCCGCUCAGACUGGCCUCCCUCAUCCAGAUGAGCACUGCAGAGGGGCCCUGAGACUGGGGGGCAGCUGGACAGGGUGGGAUGACUGUGCCUCUGGCCUGGUGGGGGGAGCUGGGGGCAAGAAAGUUUGCUCAGGGGGUGGCUGGUUGCUGCCUCCUGUAGUGGGGGACCCGCACCUUGCCUCCUCCCUGCCCUCCAGCCCCCAGCCCCCGCCAUGACUGACCCAUCAGCCUGUAAAACCACCAUUGCCUUGAUCUGAGGGGGUGGGAGGGCUGCCUCAGGGCACCCUGGGCUCCAGGCCCCUUCUUCCAGUUGGGCUUCCCUUCACCAGGGUCAGGGGCCCCGUGGGGGAGGGGGUGGGGAGGCUAGGGGCAGAGAAGCCCAGUCAGCCAUGAUGAGGUGGGGGUUUUCUUCACCUCGGGGGGCCAAGGUGUGAGGGGUACCCUGUAGAGCCCCCAUCUCCCACUGUGGCCAUCUCAAAGCCUCAGCCUCUCUUCCUUCCAGAAGCCCCCACUGCCUUGGCCCCUACCUCUCCAGCUCCCCAAGGGCCCAGGCUGGAGGCUGGAGACUCAGGGUGUGGCCCCCACUGGACUUAGUCUAAGCUUGUGGGGGUGGCCCAUGUGUGGGAGGGGUGGGCAGGCUGCUGGGUCCUCUGGUGCCUUUGGGAGCUGUGCUGCUGGAGCUUGACUCCUGUAACCCCAGAGACCCCACGCCCACCCCAGAAGAGCUAAGGGACUGUAGAAUCACCCUAUUCUCUGCCUCCUCACCCCUGCUUUCUUUCGUUUGGGGUAACAGUGCUGGGGGGAGUGCAUUGUUAGGGUGGUGGCCCCAGCACACACAGCCCUUCUAUGGAGGGCAGUGGGUAGGGUGGCUUAGGUGAUAACAGCCAGGUCUGGGGUUGGCCAAAGGCUCCUUUCCCCUGGGGGAGGCCCAGGAAGCAGGCCAGGGGCUUGUUAAAGACACAGCCCUUUCCCCUGCACAAGUGGGGCAGGUGCAAUUGUGGCGAGGCCGGUAGCAUGAGGUGCAGUGGCCUGGAGGGCUGUCCUGGGUCCUGGAGGUUAGGAUCUGGACAAAAAGAUUGUAUGAGGCCUAUCUGCUCAACGGAGAGGAGAAUCCAGCCAGGAGGCAUCCCUGGGGUCAGUAGACUCCCGAUGGAGGUCCCUGGUGGCCUGGCCACCCUGGCCUGGUCUUGGAGACUCCUGAGCACUGAGUGGGAGGGCAGAGAACAUUUUGCACAAUGGAGAAGCCAGAAGGAAGGGGGUAGCCUAGCCGGCUGGGAGGGCCCAGAAGCACACAGCAGAAGCCCUUCCACAGGCAAAUGCAGAGCCCUAGCCCCCUGGUCGGGGUGAGGGCGCUGAGUCUGUCACCACCUGGGCACUCAAGAGGUGAAACCAAAGGUGGGCAGGGGAUGGGUGCCGGCACCAGGGACUAGCCCUGCUGGUCCUAGGGCUGCGGAGCCCCUCCCCAAUGCCUUGUGUCGCGUACAGUUUUAUGUACCCAAAGGCGACAUUUGGCCAGAGGAGACCCCCCUCAAGCCCAGCCUGACCCAGUCAGUGUCUUCCUAGAGGGGACCGACUUGGUCCCCAUCUCCCUACUUCAGAGCAUGUCUCUUAGUAGGGGAAGGGUGUGUGGGGAUAUAUUUCCUAGGGUCCCUGAAGCAUCUCUCACAUCAGGAGGGGAGCUGUCUCUAGGCAGCCCUAACCUGAGAGCUUCCUAGUCCUCAUGUCUCCCCUUGGGAGUCUCUGGGGACAUGAAUUCCCACCAGGGUCCAUGGGAACGUGUCUCCCUUCCCUAUCCAGGCUCUCUGGGGAGCCUGCUUGCCUCCCAGGGUUCCUGGGAGUAGUACCUAAGACAAGUCAGUCUUGGGCCAGCUCUCUUUCCAGGGAAAAGCUGUCUCCGAAGCUCCCCGGAAGAGAUGUCUCUGGUCCUCCCCCAUCUCUCCUAUGGGGUGUCUGCCCUCCAGCACUUGGAACGAGGCUGAGCAUCUCUGAAUUGUCUUUUCUCCUAGGGGCUCUAGGAUACCACUCUCUCCCGAGGGAGGCCCCCUGGAGCCAUUUCUUCCCUGGGUGGGGGCUGUCUCUGGUGUAGGGAGGGCUUGAAAGUCUCUUAGGGGGCAUCUCCUUGUGAGACUUCUCUGGGAGGGAGGGCCUUCUCGCCCAUGGGGGUUCCAGGGCGGGUAUGUCUGCCCAUGGGGAAGGGGGACUGUGUCUCCUCGGGUUAUGUGAGUGGGGAGGGGGGGCCGUGUCUCUCUCGUGUGUCGGGUGGGGGGUGGGGAGGGGGGCUGGGCGCGUCGGGUGCCCACUUCGGGGUCGUGUUUCUCUUGGUUCGUGCCACUUCCCACCGCCUCGCUCCUCCCGGGAAGGGCCCCGCCCCCACUCCAUCCCCACCUCCACCCCCACCCCCACCCCCCGGCGCUGCGAGCACAAUCCCGUUGAUUUGUAAUGAUUUCUGUCUUUUCUGUCUUUCUCUUUCUCUGACCUCCCUCCCCUCGCCGCGAGCAUGCGCAGGCACCGCCCCUACCCCCCCCACUCCGGUUCGGUUCGUUUCCGGUUUGUUUGCUGAGCUGUCAAUGAAAGACCCGUGUAAUUAUUCCCGAGCUUUACAAUAAAAGUGUGAAAACCGGA
This is a messenger RNA of Mesocricetus auratus (golden hamster), 4243 nucleotides long. RefSeq names its product protocadherin 18-like. The record is from RefSeq and is a predicted model, not a curated record. The transcript is spliced from 2 exons. Bases 306 to 677 code for a protein of 123 amino acids. NCBI's taxonomy places the organism in Eukaryota, Metazoa, Chordata, Mammalia, Rodentia, Cricetidae.